UCCCUCAUGAGUGCUGCUGUCCUCACCCAGCACAAAACUCCAAGGUCCAACCAUAGUUAGUGAUCGUUCUCCAGCAGAGACAGUCCUUUCUGACCAGGUCAGCAGAUUAGAGCCUGAACAGCCUCAGUAACCAUGGGAGACUGGGGUUUUUUGUCCACUUUGCUGGAGCGAGUCCAGUCCCACUCCACUGCGAUCGGGAAGAUCUGGAUGAGCGUCCUCUUCCUGUUUCGGAUCAUGGUGCUAGGCGCGGGCGCCGAGAGCGUCUGGGGCGACGAGCAGUCAGACUUCAUCUGCAACACCCAGCAGCCCGGUUGUGAGAACGUCUGCUAUGACAAGAAAUUCCCCAUUUCACACAUCCGCUUCUGGGUCCUGCAGAUCCUCUUCGUGUCCACGCCGACGCUCAUCUACCUGGGCCACGCCAUGCACGUCAUCCAGCAGGAGAACAAGCUGAGGGAGGCGCUGGCGAGUCCGGAUGGGCCACGGAAAUUCAAGCAGCCCAAAUACAGCGACGAGAAGGGGCACGUAAAGAUCAAGGGGAACCUCCUGGGCAGCUACCUGACCCAGCUCGUUUUCAAGAUUAUCAUCGAGGCCGGCUUCAUUGUGGCACAGUACUACCUGUACGGCUUCGUCAUGGAGCCCAUGUUCGCCUGCCAGAAGAAACCGUGUCCCUUCACCGUGGAGUGCUACAUGUCCCGGCCCACUGAGAAGACCAUCUUCAUCAUCUUCAUGCUGGUGGCGGCCUGCGUCUCCCUCCUCCUAAACGUCAUCGAGUUUUUCUACCUGACGGCCACAAGGUGCAAGUCCAAGCGCCGCAACCAAAGGGUCACGUCAGCGGAGAACCCCGCCAGCCUCUCGGGUCCCAGGUGGCCGACAACGGAGGACACGAUGAGGCAGAACAAGAUGAACAUGGAGAUGGAGAACCACAGCGUGGGAGGAAGCCUGGACGGAGCCAAAGAGGAGAAACGACUCCUGGCCGGACAUUAACUUCCCAAGAUUGGCUUGUUUUCAAUACCUUCAAGAGACUUGAACCAGUGUGUUUGUUCAAAGAAAGUUAUUAUGCGAUUAUUAUUGUAUACUAAAAAAAAAUCACCAUAAAUAUCCAUCAGGAAGAGUCACAAUAGCUGUGUUUCCAUUACAAAUAAGCACAAAGCUUUGUCGAUAUUAAUAAGUAAUUAAAAAACAUGGUGCUCCAUUAUCAACCUACCA
This is a messenger RNA of Poeciliopsis prolifica (blackstripe livebearer), 1206 nucleotides long. It is a transcript of the gene gja13.1, whose product is annotated as gap junction protein alpha 13.1. Gene Ontology annotation, biological process: cell communication. The record is from RefSeq and is a predicted model, not a curated record. NCBI's taxonomy places the organism in Eukaryota, Metazoa, Chordata, Actinopteri, Cyprinodontiformes, Poeciliidae. Gene Ontology annotation, cellular component: connexin complex. The transcript is spliced from 2 exons. Bases 133 to 984 code for a protein of 283 amino acids.